AGAGAGGAGAGUGCGCAUCUAUCGGAUGUCUUUGUUUUUUUACACGACACGACAAGAACCUGGAUUGGGUGGCAUUUCGAGAGAAGAAUUUUGGUUGAUGCCACAUUGAUAUGGAGAGAGAAUAACAAUAAAUCCGAACACGAACUGUGCUGACAAGCAGGAGGAAAGCAGAAGCUUCUUGUGUUUAACAAUGACUCAUGAACACGCAUUAUGACAUAUUUUUUGACACGAUCAAUCCAAGUGCAAUUACUGAAGCCAAUCAUCUCCUAAUCAAUUUCAACAUCAUUUUGUUUUUGCAACAAAGACUUCACGACCUUUUUUAUCUUCUCUGCUUUCUCACCUUAGGGGAACAAUAACAAUAUUAACGUUAACCUAGACCUAAUUUUUGAGAGCAAUCGCAGACAAAACGCUUCAGCGUUACGCAACACUCCCACAAGAACUACCCUUCAAGAAGCAACACUUUUUGGUGACUCUUUGUCUCCGAAAAAACAAAAUGACCGUCGUCGCCUGCGAUCCGACCAGCAGCUUUUUUGGCUUCAUGGGAGUCACAUCAGCAAUUGUCUUUGCAAGUAAUGAGCUCUCCACUAUGCUGCAUGUAUCAUUUUAGAAGUAGAACUUCAUCGAAUUCUCAAGAAACCAACUAGCCAAUCUUAAACAAGCAACUAAACGUCCUCCUCCCGCCCACCACCACCACCACCACCCACAUCAACCCAGAUCUCGAUGCAGCCAUCCUAAGCAUUCAACACUAACACCACCCACAUCAACCCAGAUCUCGGUGCUGCCUAUGGUACGGCUAAGAGUGGUGUUGGAAUCAUGAGCAUGGGUGUCCUCAGACCUGAACUGAUGAUGAAAUCGAUUAUUCCAGUAGUCAUGGCUGGUGUCUUGGGAAUCUACGGCUUGAUCACGUCAGUCAUCAUCAACGAAAAACUCAACGAGCCAGCAAAAUAUUCCGCUUACCAGGGGUAUUCAAAUUCAUAUUCAUGUCCCAGAACUACAAGACUCAUUUACAUGCAGGAUGCGCUGAGCGUCCUGUUCUCAUGUACAUCAUAGCAUCAUUCCGAUAUCGAUGAUGAGAUGACCUCCACCUCAAAAGCAUUUUCAUCAUUACGACAGGUUCGCCCACCUCGGUGCUGGCCUCACGGUCGGAAUGAGUUCCCUAGCAGCUGGUUUGGCUAUUGGUAUUGUCGGUGAUGCAGGUGUACGCGCCAACGCACAGCAGACACGACUCUUUGUCGGUAUGAUCCUGAUUCUUAUUUUCGCUGAGGCUCUUGGUUUGUACGGAUUAAUCAUCGGAUUGGUGGUCGCGUCCGGUGCAGGGAACGCAACAGGUUUGUGCACGCCGUACAGCGGAUAAGAGAUUCUCUUUGGGUUGUACUUAGAGGAGAUUUCUCGAUCAUUUUUUCGACAAACAAUUGUGUACAACAUAGAACAGCAAAUCCAUUUUUUUAAUACCACAAGCAGCACGAAUCAGCCUCGUGUUUCUUCAAGACAACUCCAAUAUCAAAAGUCACGGACUUACAGUUACACCUACUCCAUUUCUUUCACUUACGUACUUUUUCGUAGUUUUCACAUUCACACAGCUUUUCGAAGCCCCUGAAUAAUAUAAAGAUUCUAUGAUCUCGAUUGAUGUUCUUCUUCAAGACCCUGCUGAGAUUUUCGUGACCCCAACAAUAGAUAGAACAACUCACGCUCUAUCGAGUUGUUGGUGCUGACAGGACGAAACAAUAAAUAAGAUAUACGGCGUCCUCUGCUUCAGCUUCCCCUGAGGAAUUGGAUUCUUUAGCCGUCGAGGAGACGUCUGGAAGGGCGUCCACGAAGAAGGGAAUGGAGCCUCUCUGUUCUGUGAUCUUCGUUUUGCUUUCUUCAGCA
Amoebophrya sp. A25 is the source of this 1869-nucleotide messenger RNA. Lineage: Eukaryota; Dinophyceae; Syndiniales; Amoebophryaceae. The record is from the annotation of a GenBank genome assembly.